Molecule: messenger RNA, 684 nt
Organism: Plasmodium relictum
Lineage: Eukaryota; Apicomplexa; Aconoidasida; Haemosporida; Plasmodiidae
Product: fam-h protein
Exons: 2
Coding region: 1-684 (227 amino acids)
Source: RefSeq, a predicted model, not a curated record
AUGAAAAAUAGCACUAUUUAUAACGUAACUGGAUACCAUAGAGACAACUCAUAUAUAGCUAAAUUUUUUAAUAAGAAAAGUUUACUGACUUCAAAAAUUUGCUAUACAACGCAAAAAAUAAAUGUGUCCUUUUUUUUAAAAUUUUUUUUAUUUACUAUUUUGAUUUGGAUAUUAGAUUUUUCAACUAAUGGUACUUGUAAAUUCUUCAAUAACAAACAUAACUUAGGGACAUCAGUAAAUUUAAGAGUUAAAAGAAUUUUAUCGGAUUGCACUCAUCUACCAAAGUUAAAUAAAAGUGAACUAAAAGUAAAUUUAUUAGAUACAAUGGAGAAGGAAGAUAUACCAGAACAUGAAAAAGUACAACAACAAAUAACAAGUAAUCUUUUAUUAACAAAAACAAAACCAAAAAACGAAGAGAAUAUAAUAGAUAUAUUUGAUCAAAGCAAAAAUGAAAAUACAAAUAAUAAAAAUGAAAAAAAAAAAGAUUCACUUGUUAAUAAAUGUUCAAUUAUAUCUUUUUGUUGUUUCACAACAAUACUUGUGACUUCGUUGUAUUUCCUUAAAAAAAUUAAGCUUCUUCCUCUUUCAAAUGAUGAUUUAACUCAAUAUUUUCUUCUCUGCAUUUACAUAGGCCUUAUUUAUAUAAUUCUUAUUUUAUAUUCACUUAUUUAUAGAAAAGUUUAA